UUAUCUAGUUACUCCCCUUAGAAUUAAUUUUGUAAUUUGUUCUUCAGUUCAAAUGGAGGAAACGUACAAUCCGGUUGCUGGUAUUUUCCGUGAAAACACUGAAAAGCAUGAGAAUGGGGAGGAUUCUGAGGAUGAUGAUGAAGGAGAGCUACAGUGGCUUGGAUACAAGGAUGUGCAGGCCAUGGCAGGGGGCCACCAGCUAGUGCCUUAUUCACGUACAAAGAGGUGCAAGGGGGAUUUGAUAAAUGUUCAGACCAGACGUCAGACAGGAGUGGCAGGUCUCUUUCCUCUGAAAGAUCCAUGGUGGCAGACGGUGAUUUUGAGAACAAAGAAAAACAAACAAAAUGUGACCGAACCAAAGGACUGGAAUGCUGUAUGUUAUAAGCUUAGAGACGACCCACAAAGGACAGAAGAGAACCAUGUACAGAUGCUGCUUACAAAACUGUCAGCUGCGUAUGAUAUGAAGAAUGCAAAGGAAGAGUCAUGGAUUACCAGAAAGAAUAAUGAAUUCUAUGAUUUUCUCAAGGAGAGGAACCAGGAGGCGUGUUUGGAGCUGGAUAAUCUGGAAGAACGUCUGGAAUCAUUCGUUUCAUGGUCACACAAGCAAACGAAGAAGUCAGAGAGGCCUGAUGAUGAGGAAGACCCGCUCCAGGAGGGGAAGAAAAUCUGUGAUGAAACCAGUGUCUUUCAAAACACUGUGUUGCAUUCUGACGAGAUGCGGUGUAUCAUGGCUGCGCGGGAUUUUCCCCAGUUGCUACGCUACCUGCCUCAGCUGGUGCCGGGCUUCUUCCUGAAGGUCAUCACCAUGGAAACCAAGUACCUGGAGAAGGUCAACACACUCUUGGAGGAACAUCCGGGGGACAUGGCCUUCAAGGAGCUGAUGAAGAAACACACAGGUCUGCUGGGGUUUGAGACUUCGAGCGAGGCCCUUGUUAGGAGUGGGCUGAUGGGCAAGGUUCCAGAGGAGGAGCGAGGGGCUAUAUACAUGUAUGAGUACAUAAAGCGUGACACUCGAGAGAACGGCCACACCUGUGUUCUCUGUGAGAAGAUGAUGGAUGCAUUAGGUCCAACAGUACGGACCCUGGAGGAAUCCCUGGAAUUUCUGAACGGGUGUAAGAUAACCAAGACUGUAGUGGAGGGCAGUCGACGUCUCGUCUACCUGAUGACGCUGUGGAAGGCUGAACAGAAGAUCGCCAAGGGCGUUGACAAACUCAUUAGGCUGAACACAGAACAGCCUUGGGAGCUGGAUGUUGACUUCAACAGUGAUGAGUUUGAGAGUAUACGUUCUGAUGUGGACCAGUUAAGAGCGGCUCACCUCAUUUCCUCCAAGCCGGUUGUUGUAAUCUCAGGCAAGGGCGGGUGUGGGAAAACAUACGUUGUCACGAAAGUGAUCACUUCUGCACAGGCCAACAGACAGGCAAAAGGAAGUUUUUAUGAACAAGCAGGCAAUAUUGGGAUGGAUGAUGAAACACAGGACAUGACAGAUUCUGAAGUUACCCAGGGAGAGAAUGAGGAACUCAGCUUCAGGGUGGGGACAUGCGUAGACAACAGCCAGGGAAUGGGGCAGGACGGGGACCAAGACCCUGGGUCUGGGGAGGAUGGUGUGCCAGAGAAGGUAGAGCUCCUGUUGACAGCCCCAACAGGCAAGGCUGCCAACCUGCUGGGCAAGCGGGCAAAACAUCCCUCCUUUACGCUACAUCAGGUCAUAUUCAGCUUCAGGAACAUGGAGCCUGGGCAGCCAUGGCGACAUGCAGAAGUGAACACACUGGUUGUAGAUGAAUGCAGCCUGGUAGCCGUGACAACAUUUGCCUUUCUCGUUGAGCUUUUGCAGAAGAAUGCGAGGCUGCGGCGGGUGGUGUUAUUAGGCGAUGUGAGACAGCUACCCUCCAUAGAACCAGGAAACUUUCUACCCGAUACAUUCUCCUCCCUGGAUAGGAUUGGCUGCUCAGUAGAGCUUCGCAACAAUCACCGGGCCGAGUCACAGCUGAUAGUGGAUAACGCCACCCUGAUAUCAAAGAGGCAGUUUCCAAGGUUUGAGAAGGAGAAGUUCGUAUUCAGAUCACUCCCUGAGAAUCAGCCAGCCAAGUCAGGAAAUGAUUACAUGUCGCAGGACAUCCUUGUUGAGGUACAGAGCCUUCUGGAGCACGAGGCACUCGGGGAUCACACCACGUCACAGUUCAUCAGUUUUACUAGAAAAGUUUGUGAGGCCAUCAAUGAUAUUUGCUGCAGUAAGUACAGUAAACAUCGUAUCCGGGACAGCAAGGGAAAGAUUGACUUGCAGAUCGGGGAUAAAAUCUGCUGCACUAAGAAUGGGUAUGUGGCGCGUUAUGAGGACGAGGGUGGAACCAUGUCAUGUCAUACCCAAAGUCAGUUUGACAAGAAGGAGGAAGAGGAUGGCGGAGUGCAGAGAUUUGUGAGUGAGGAUGACCCCUCCGACAUCUCCACCCUACCCUCACAGGCCACACCCCUCCAUGCAAAGGGUCACAACUCAGAACAGGCGCCUGGCAAGGGAGACAAAUCCAGUAAGAAGAGGAAUGAAAUCAGGCUGUGCAAUGGGGAGAUAUUCUUCAUUAUGGAUGAGAAGGUGAUCAUUAAAGAUCGAAAUGAGUUCCAGACAUACCUGGAGUUAUGGGACGGAGACAAGACAGGGGGUCUGAGGUUCUGGGCUGACAAAAAAGAGCUGAAGGCCAAGUGUAAGAUACAGCACGCCUGGGCAAGGACUAUCCACACUUUCCAGGGCUCCGAGACAGACAAUGUGGUGUAUAUAGUCGGCAGUCGCACUUGGCGCCAGAACUGGCAGCAUGUGUACACAGCAGUCACACGUGGGCGGAAGACUGUGUUUAUUGUUGGGCAGGAAACAAACUUGCGCAAUGCCAUCAAGAGACAGGAGAUCAAGAGACAGACCAGCCUCAAGAAACAGAUUGUUGACCUCUUCCAUAAAAACAAAGAUGUAAAAGGUACAAUGGCACCAGGAACACCUGUGAAGAGCCAAAUCCCAGCCAAUCAAAUUCUACCAGGAAGAUCACAUGCUUUCCAGAUACAUCCAAUCAACAACUUUGUUACUGAAGCCGGUAGCCCCAAAUUAAAUGAUACACAGAUGAUGACAAAUGUCCUGACAUCGUUAGCACACGAACAUGAUGAGGAGGAUGGUUUGGGAGAGGAUAUUGUGGAAUAUGAUAGUGAUGGGUCUGACAGCAUCCUCACAGUUAUAAAACCUCCACAAAGACCACCAGCUUCAGCACAACAUAAGCCUAGUAACAAACUGUCCUUCAAUGCCCAGUGUGACAGUGUAAAGAAUUCAGGUAAAAGCUUUAAGCAGAUAAAGCAAAUAAAUCAUUCAGUGAUUCCUGCUGAAAUUGAAACUGAUCUCAUUAAGCAUAGUGAUGAGUCUGAUGCUGAUUCAGAUGAUUCUGUAAGUAUUCUUGCUACACCAGAACUGAAAAAGGGCAUGAAAAACGUGGGGAAACAUUCAGGGUGUGAAAAUUCCCAUGGUAACCAAGUAACACUGGCACAAUCUCCUGUUACAGCCAAGGAGAAUGUAUUAAGUAGUGAAUCGGAUGAAACAGAAGAAGAUAUUGAUGCAGAUUUAUUUGAUUCACAGAGUCUGAUCUCUCCUCAUGUGAAACCAAACAGGACUAUUAUAUCACAACGACUUUCAUUAAAACGCUCUUGUCACUCUACAAGAGUCAAAUAUACAAACAAAGAACAAAAUGUAAUUGACAUGUUCAGUCUUGCCCAAAAUGAGAUAAAUGUACAUUCAAAUAGUCACUCAAAACAAGACAAGUGUACAAGUGCUGACCAGACCCCUAGCUGCCAAAAGCAAGCCAUCCUCUUCAAAUCCCUUAUCCCCUGGUCUCGUGAUGAGGAAGGGAGAGGUAAAAAUGCAACCAGUUCCCCUCUCGCAGACAACGCUCACUCAAAUGCUCAAUUCCAAUUCACUCCUGGAUUAAGUAGUACUUUCUCCACUCUCGAAAGAUUUCGGACAGGAGGUUUUGCUAAACACUCCAAAUUUGAUAGAAAUAUUGUGUCUCCAAUAGGUAGAAAACAGGAGUCCCCUGUACUAUUUGAAUCACCACCUGUUUUAAAAACUGGAAGAAAUAGUGCUUUGUUUGAUAUACAGGAUCCUAAGAGCAAUGAGUCUAUGCAAUCACAAUGGUCAGAUGUAGAUGAAAGUGACUUUCUUAAGUUUGGUGAUGAAAGUCACAUACAAAGUGUGUCUGCCACUGGUAAUGAAUUGUACUUGGAUGUGAAUAAUAGAAAAGGUGAGAGUGAAGCAUCCCGAACAAUUGCCAAUCAUUUACACAAACAGCAAUGCACCAACACCAGUCAGUGGUCAGAGGUUGAAGAUGAACAAUACAUGACUUUAAAUCUAGAGGACAUUCAUCACAUGACCUUACCUGGUAGCCAUUGUGCAGCAGGUGAAGAUGUUCCAUUAUCUCCAGCUAGUAACUGGACUUCUAGAAGUAGCAUUAGCCCGGCGCACACAUCUGCCUGCACUACGCCUGACACAUCGUCCUCUACUUCAAGGUCACUAGGUUCAACUCCAAGGAAACGGAAGCACUCUGGUCAUGAUGAAGUUGAUGCUGUUAGUGUGUCACCGUUGAAACGAACAUUAGAACAGCUCAGCAUGUCACCCUGAUAAUCUUUAUUUGUGCAUUUCUGACACUAGAUUAAAAUAUACAGGAUUUAGAAUAAACAGUUCUUAAUUUGCAUUUUUAUUUGAAAAAGUAAAAACUUAAGAAGUUAGAUAUUAAUUUCUUUUUGCAAUUAUGUGCUUGAUGGAUUUGGCUGGAAAUCGUAUACAUGUACAGCAUUAGAAAAGUAGUUUUAUUGUGUCGCCUGAAAAGACGACAUAUAGGGGUUACUUUUGUCGGCGGCGUCGGCGGCGGCAUCGGUGGCGGCGGCGGCGGCGUCUGCGUCCCAUUUUCGCUUGUCCGGGGUAUAUCUCCUAAACUAUUAGUGGUAUCAACUUGAAAUUUCAUAUGCAGAUAGAUCUAAUUGAGGGCAAGUGCAGUGCACAAGAACUGUUGCUCUUGCUUCCACAUUUUUAGAGUUAUUGCCCUUAGUUAUUUUUCAUGCUUAAAGUUUUGUCCGGGGCAUAUCUUGUAGAAUAUAAGAGUUAUCAACUUGAAACUUCAUAUGUAGAUAGAUCUCAUGGAGAGCAAGUGCAGUGCACAAGAACCGUAACUCUUGCUUUCUUAGUUUUAAAGUUUUUGCCCUUUGUUAAUUUUCAUGCUUAAAGUUUUGUCCGGGGCAUAUCUUGAAGAAAAUAAGAGGUAUCAACUUGAAACUUCAUAGUUAGAUAGAUCUCAUUGAGGGCAAGUGCAGUGCACAAGAACCGUAACUCUUGCUUUCUUAGUUUUAAAGUUAUUGCCCUUUGUUAAUUUUCAUGCUUAAAGUUUUGUCCGGGGCAUAUCUUGAAGAAUAUAAGAGGUAUCAACUUGAAACUUCAUAGUUAGAUAGAUCUCAUUGAGGGCAAGUGCAGUGCACAAGAACCGUAACUCUUGCUGCCAUAUUUUUAGAGUUAUUGCCCUUUGUUAUUUUUUUUGCUUAAAGUUUUGUCCGGGGCAUAUCUUGAAGAAUAUAAGAUAGCUAGAUAGAUCUCAUUGAGGGCAAGUGCAGUGCACAAUAACAGUAACUCUUGCUUUCUUAGUUUUAAAGUUAUUGCCCUUUGUUAAUUUUCAUGCUUAAAGUUUUGUCCGGGGCAUAUCUUGAAGAAUAUAAGAGGUAUCAACUUGAAACUUCAUAGCUAGAUAGAUCUCAUUGAGGGCAAGUGCAGUGCUUAAGAACUGUAACUCUUGCUGUCAUAUUUUUAGAGUUAUUGCCCUUUGUUAGUUUUGUCCGGGGCAUAUCUUGAAGAAUAUAAGAGGUAUCAACUUGAAACUUCAUAGCUAGAUAGAUCUUAUUGAGGGCAAGUGCAGUGCACAAGAACCGUAACUCUUGCUGCCAUAUUUUUAGAGUUAUUGCCCUUUGUUAGUUUUGUCCGGGGCAUAUCUUGAAGAAUAUAAGAGGUAUCAACUUGACACUUCAUAGCUAGAUAGAUCUCAUUGAGGGCAAGUGCAGUACACAAGAACCGUUACUCUUGCUGCCAUAUUUUUAGAGUUAUUGCCCUUUGUUAAUUUUCUUGCUUAGGUUUUGUCCGUGGCAUAUCUCGUAAACUAUCAAAUGCCACCUACACUUGAAAGUUAAAUGGCAACAUCAUUGUCUAUAAAUGAAUAAAAUGCCAAUCUAACAGCUAUAAUGUCGACAGUAAAUAAUUCGUCAGGCGACACAUCCGAUCGCGGAGUUCUAGUUUUAAAUAUGAUUGACAUGUUGCCACAAGAAGAAGGGAUAUUCUGAUAAGUUGCAAUUUUCAUUCACUGACUCCCAUUUGAGGCCACGUAAAGCCCAAGGAGUUGUUUUGUCCACACUUAUUUUACUUGACAAAUGUAGGGAUAUAAGAAUAAUCGAGCAGUGUGAUAGGCAAUAACUGAUUGCAUGAUCUUGGUGUUGAUAAUUGCUAUGUGGCUAUAUACUGUAUAAUUGGUAAAACUAUUGUAGAACAGCAGUAUUAAUUAUGCUGUAUGCAGCUAAAAGCUUCGAGUCUCUAGCUUAUCAUUAAAAAAUUAUUUCCAAACUACAGAACAAAAUCAGCAUUAUAAUUUGCUUUCAUGUUCAUGCAUUGUCAAGUACACUUAGUUGCAUUUAAAUGCAGCUUUUUGUUAUUUAAUACUACUUAAGUUUAAAACUUCUUUUGAUUUCAAAUACAUUAUAAAAAAUUAUCGAAAUGACUUGUUACUUUUCCUUUGAAUGAUUAAGAAGUUAGACUGAUUUUCAAUUCCUGGACAAAUUUUUUUUUGAAAUAGGUUUAUUACCAAACACAUUUCAUUGGUGUUUCAAGAACUGUGCUUUAAUUAUGGUCAUGAAAACUAUGAAUACAAUAGUAGUUCAUCAGAUACAGUGAAAAACCCAAUCUCAGUGUGAUUUGCCUUCAAACUGAGAACUGACAUUCUUUAAAAUAUACCGAAUGUGUUCAUUAUGAUAUAAGUUGUGUUCAUUAUGAUAUAAGUUGUGUUCAUUAUGAUAUAACUUGUGUUCAUUAUUAAAUUUACCAUUAUUGUGUGUUCAUCAUGAAGCGUUAUGCUUAAAAUUGAAAAAAUGCUAUUGUAACAGAUAAUUGUAUUUAACCAUUAGCGAGUGUUCAUGUAGCGUUAAACUUUCCUUGUAACCAGGCAGAAACGUCUGUAGGUAGCAUGCUGUAUAACAUGAUUGCAGUGUUAUAGAUAUUCAUGAAAAAGUUCAUUACAUGCUGUAUAACAUGAUUGUGGUGUUAUAGAUAUUCAUGAAGGAGUUCAUUACAUGCUGUAUAACAUGAUUGCGGUGUUAUAGAUAUUCAUGAAGGAAUUCAUUACAUGCUGUAUAUCAUGAUUGCGGUGUUAUAGAUAUUCAUGAGGAGUUCAUUACAUGCUGUAUAACAUGAUUGCGGUGUUAUAGAUAUUCAUGAGGAGUUCAUUACAUGCUGUAUAACAUGAUUGCGGUGUUAUAGAUAUUCAUGAAGGAGUUCAUUACAUGCUGUAUAACAUGAUUGCGGUGUUAUAGAUAUUCAUGAGGAGUUCAUUACAUGCUGUAUAACAUGAUUGCGGUGUUAUAGAUAUUCAUGAGGAGUUCAUUACAUGCUGUAUAACAUGAUUGCGGUGUUAUAGAUAUUCAUGAGGAGUUCAUUACAUGCUGUAUAUCAUGAUUGCGGUGUUAUAGAUAUUCAUGAGGAGUUCAUUACAUGCUGUAUAACAUGAUUGCGGUGUUAAAGAUAUUCAUGAAGGAGUUCAUUACAUGCUGUAUAACAUGAUUGCGGUGUUAUAGAUAUUCAUGAAGGAAUUCAUUACAUGCUGUAUAUCAUGAUUGCAGUGUUAUAGAUAUUCAUGAGGAGUUCAUUACAUGCUGUAUAUCAUGAUUGCAGUGUUAUAGAUAUUCAUGAAGUAGUUCGAUUGCAGUGUUAUAGAUAUUCAUGAAGUAGUUCAUUACAUGCUGUAUAUCAUGAUUACAGUGUUAUAGAUAUUCAUGAAGUAGUUCAUUACAUGCUGUAUAUCAUGAUUGCAGUGUUAUAGAUAUUCAUGAAGUAGUUCGAUUGCAGUGUUAUAGAUAUUCAUGAAGUAGUUCAUUACAUGCUGUAUAUCAUGAUUGCAGUGUUAUAGAUAUUCAUGAAGUAGUUCAUUACAUGCUGUAUAUCAUGAUUGCAGUGUUAUAGAUAUUCAUGAAGUAGUUCAUUACAUGCUGUAUAUCAUGAUUGAAGUGUUAAAGAUAUCCAUGAAGGAGUUCAUUACAUGCUGUAUAUCAUGAUUGCAGUGUUAAAGAUAUUCAUGAAGUAGUUCAUUACAUGCUGUAUAUCAUGAUUGCAGUGUUAUAGAUAUUCAUGAAGGAGUUCAUUACAUGCUGUAUAUCAUGAUUGCAGUGUUAUAGAUAUUCAUGAAGUAGUUCAUUACAUGCUGUAUAUCAUGAUUGCAGUGUUAUAGAUAUUCAUGAAAUAGUUCAUUACAUGCUGUAUAUCAUGAUUGCAGUGUUAUAGAUAUUCAUGAAGGAGUUCAUUACAUGCUGUAUAUCAUGAUUGAAGUGUUAUAGAUAUCCAUGAAGGAGUUCAUUACAUGCUGUUUAUCAUGAUUGAAGUGUUAUAGAUAUUCAUGAAGGAGUUCAUUACAUGCUGUAUAUCAUGAUUGCAGUGUUAUAGAUAUUCAUGAAGUACCGGUAGUUCAUUACAUGCUGUAUAUCAUGAUUGCAGUGUUAUAGAUAUUCAUGAAGGAGUUCAUUACAUGCUGUAUAUCAUGAUUGCAGUGUUACAGAUAUUCAUGAAGGAGUUCAUUACAUUCCUCCAACUCAGAGCCUGGCCCCGAUUUCUCGAAACUUCUUAAGUGUCUUAUAACAGGAUUAAGCUAAGCUCAUUUUUUUGGUGUUCAAUAAUUUGCAUAAUAUUACAUUCUUUGAGGGUUUUGAUAGGAAUUAUCAUUAUGAUAAUCACAAUAAACCAUUUUUCAUUUAUCAAAAUGAAAUUUAAGUAUGUAUUUUGGCUUAUUGAAAUAAGCUACUUAAGCUUAUUAAGCUUAAGAAGUUUCGAGAAAUUGGGGUCCGUUGUUUUGUAUCCUUUAAUUAAACUCCUCAUGUUUAGUCAUGUUUGUUUGUUUUUCUUACCUAGUUAACCCUUUUUGACUCUUAAAAUACUGUUGUCUUUGUAUUGAAGUUGGAACUGCUUUUCUAAAACUAUCUAAAAGAUUCAUUUAUCACAGAUCUUCAUGUUAGAUCUUCAUGUUAGUUUUGCAAUGAAACAUCACUUCUUUUCAUUUUUGUUCUGUGUAGCUUUAGAAUUGUUGACAUCAUAAUCGAUAUAUUAAUUCAUGAUUUGGUUCUGUUCUUGGCUGCCUAACAACAAUAAAGUAUUUUAUAUUUUUAUAAGCAUGAAACAGAAUACUGUAUUGAUAUUGACUGUUAUAUUAAAUAAUAAAUGUUUAGU
Molecule: messenger RNA, 9478 nt
Organism: Mya arenaria
Lineage: Eukaryota; Metazoa; Mollusca; Bivalvia; Myida; Myidae
Product: DNA helicase B-like
Exons: 18
Coding region: 53-4639 (1528 amino acids)
Source: RefSeq, a predicted model, not a curated record